UUCUUUCCCAUUUCCAUUUUAUUAUUCCUAUUCCUUCCUCUCACAUCAUCACUUCACCAAUAACCCUUUCUCUCCCAUUUUUUGCUUUGAAAAAACUAAGGCUAAUAUGGCUACUCAGGCACUUGUUUCAUCUUCUUUAACUUCUUCAGUUGGUGCAGCCAGACAGAGAUUAGGGGCAAAACCUUCUUUUGGAUCUUCAAGGAAAGCAGCUUCUUUUGUUGUUAGAGCUGAAGCCACUCCUCCUGUUAAGCAAGGAGCAGAUAGACAACUAUGGUUUGCCUCAAAACAAAGUCUUUCUUACUUGGAUGGAAGUCUCCCGGGCGAUUACGGGUUCGACCCAUUGGGGCUGUCGGACCCCGAGGGCACAGGAGGGUUCAUCGAGCCAAGAUGGUUAGCAUACGGCGAAGUGAUCAACGGGAGGUUCGCGAUGUUGGGAGCAGCGGGAGCCAUUGCCCCAGAGAUCUUUGGAUCACUAGGGCUAAUCCCACCAGAAACAGCCCUCCCAUGGUUCAAAACAGGAGUCAUCCCACCAGCAGGGACCUACAACUAUUGGGCAGACCCAUACACACUGUUUGUGUUUGAAAUGGCUCUAAUGGGCUUUGCUGAACACAGAAGAUUUCAAGAUUGGGCCAAGCCAGGGUCCAUGGGGAAACAAUACUUUUUGGGCCUAGAAAAGUUCUUGGGUGGGUCAGGGGACCCAGCAUACCCAGGUGGGCCCUUGUUCAAUCCAUUAGGGUUUGGGAAAGAUGAGAAGUCAUUGAAGGAUUUGAAGCUGAAGGAAGUGAAGAAUGGAAGGCUUGCAAUGUUGGCAAUAUUGGGUUAUUUUGUACAAGGACUUGUCACUGGUGUUGGGCCUUACCAAAACCUUUUGGAUCAUUUAUCUGACCCUGUCAACAACAAUGUUUUGACCAGCCUUAAAUUCCACUAGAAAGGGAUAUAUAUGUCAAUUGUAAUUUGUGUAUUGUAUAUUAAUAUGGGUCACAAUCCUUUUGGGUUGCUUUGGAGCUUUGAAAAUUUGUUUCCCCCCUCUCUCUUUAUUUGUAACAUGAUUUGAGGAAAAAACUUUUCUCUAAUAUUUUGCAUGGUCUUCUUUGUAAGAAUAUUGACAUAUAUGUUAAUUACCUAUCUAGGUAUCAAUUGAUGCUUCUUUUUCCCCUAA
This is a messenger RNA of Benincasa hispida (wax gourd), 1159 nucleotides long. RefSeq names its product PSI type III chlorophyll a/b-binding protein (gene LHCA3). Gene Ontology annotation, biological process: photosynthesis, light harvesting. Gene Ontology annotation, cellular component: membrane. NCBI's taxonomy places the organism in Eukaryota, Viridiplantae, Streptophyta, Magnoliopsida, Cucurbitales, Cucurbitaceae. The record is from RefSeq and is a predicted model, not a curated record.